Molecule: messenger RNA, 918 nt
Organism: Leptonychotes weddellii (Weddell seal)
Lineage: Eukaryota; Metazoa; Chordata; Mammalia; Carnivora; Phocidae
Source: RefSeq, a predicted model, not a curated record
AUGCGAAGGAUUCAACCAAUAGAAUUUACUGAGAAAAGACUUCUGCUACCCGCCCCAUUAUCCAUCCGCGAGGAGCUGUGGAAAGAUACGCCCCAUACCGUUGCUGCGGGGCAUGUUGGGAGUUGUAGUCAGCCUUCCCAGGCUCCGCCCCUGGAAACUCCACUUCCGGGCCAGCGUGCUGAGCCCUUGCGCGGACGUCAGCGCCCCUGUCAUAGCCACGUAGCAGACCUGGUGAUUUCAGAGACUAUGGAUAUACUCUUCAGAAUAAGAGGAGGCCUUGAUCUAGCUUUUCAGCUAGCUACUGCUAAUGCUUUAUAUAUGCAUCAAAUAGUAAAUAUAGAUCUUAUGCUGGAAAUGUCAACCUCUCUGGGAGCCGUAACCCCCAUCAUUGAAAGAGAAAACGGAGGACACCACUACGUUAGUAUGACUUUACCCGUUGAUGUAGUUCUAUCUGUUGCUCCAGAAGAAACAUGGGGAAAAGUUCGUAAACUUCUAGUUGAUGCAAUUCAUAAUCAGCUAACUGAUACGGAGAAGUGCAUUUUGAAAUAUAUGAAAGGAACAUCUAUUGUGGUCCCUGAACCAUUGCACUUUUUAUUGCCAGGGGAAAAAAAUCUUGUAACAAUUUCAUAUCCAUCAGGAAUUCCAGAUGGUCAGCUGCAGGCCUAUAGAAAGGAAUUACAUGACCUCUUCAAUCUGCCUCAUGACAGACCGUAUUUCAGAAGGUCUAAUGCUUAUCACUUUCCAGGUGAACCAUACAAGGAUGGUUACAUUAGAAAUCCGCAUACUUACCUCAAUCCACCUAACAUAGAGACUGGUAUGGGCGCCUGGGUGGCUCAGUUGGUUGAUAUUAACAGCAGACCAGACAUGGCUAAAGAAAGGAUUAAUAAAAUGGGAGAGAGUGCUGAAGAGAUUACUUAG